GUUUUUUGGAAGUUUGGUAAAUCAUGCAAGCAGCUCCCCUUUAUCACUUACCCCCCUGCUUCCUAUAUGCACUCGUUAGCCUAUCUAUCCAACGGUAACAUCACCUAUAUUGCCCUGAGACUCGAAGACUCGAUACGAACAUCGGGGGGUUCUGGAUUCCUAGAAAACUUACUAUGAUACCAGAACCAACUGUACCGUAGGUUAGAGGGAUAGUCUUCUAAGGCGACGACACAUUCCGGAAGAGAUCACGCAAUGCGAUCACCCGCCAGGAACCUACCUGUAGGGAGUGGCAAGCAAAUCCCGCAUGUCUGGAGGGGGGGAUCUCACAGUAUCACUGAUGUCCGCGAGUUAUGAUCAUCUUCUCGCCGGCAGCAAGAUACUUCCAGGGCUGCUCUUGAGAAGCAUAGCCGUACCAUGUCAAAGCGAUAUCCCGUUGGUAGGCGUAUCGUACAGCAAGACGAACUUUUAACCCGAAUCUGAGGCUUAAAAAGGGCGCGGUCAUCCCCUAUGUCGCAGAGAAUUCUAUCGCGUCAACUGAUAUGAAGAGAGGGCUAAUCCAGAAAUUUUCUGGGCCGCUCACAGCGUAAGGGGUGGUUUAGGUUUCAUAACGAACUAUUAUAGAGUGGAGAGGCACAAAACGUAGUGUUAUUACAUCGGGAUCGAGAGAGAAGUGUGUGAUGCGGGUGCGGCUUCGGGACUGCGGCGAGGCGUUGCUGUAACCAACGACAUUGCAAACAUCCCGCACCAGUACGGUAAAGUAUAGUACCCCCCUUACUUGCAGGGUGCUCCUUACUAUUUCUCAACUGGUAACUCUUACGCAAAGAAUAUCGAGCGAUUUACUCAUAUCUCGAGUUGAAUUGCAUCUCCCACGUAAAAAAACAAAAUACCAAGGGACCCCUUUCCUUCUUCCAUCAAUGUGAUAACUUACCCUUUUUCCCUCGACUUGUUAUGGAUGAGGCUGGGAGGACCUGGCACGGUAUGAUACCGUGCUGUACGCUGCCGGUACUCGUAAAAGAGUGUCUUAAAAAAAAAAAUCGACAGGGAUGACCCUCCAUGAGCCUUGGCAUUAAACCUUUAAAGCUACCCCUCCAUCCCUCUGGCGUUAGACGACCCGGUUUCUCUCAAUCCCCACUUCCAUUCUUUCCUGUUACCACUCCCUCCAAAAUCCCUUUGUCUUUGUGGAAAUUUUCUACAGGACUCCUCUUCAGGGUUUGUGACACUCAAUUCCCCUGGGAAUCUCUGUGAUACGGUAUCAUAUCGGAGUUAACUAACACAUACCCGUGGACAGAACCUUUCCAGAACCCGUUCUUGCAGAGCACAUUAUACAAAAAUGGGCGAAAUCGUUCAUCCUACUAUCCAAGGUUAGCCCUGCUACCCACAAUUCGUGCUUCCUUCCGAUGGCUCUCCAGAGGUUAGUGUAGUGUUGUCAUUUACUAAAAGCUCCUCUCAUGUUGCAGAUGGCUGGUUCCGCGAGGUCUCUGAGAUGUGGCCCGGCCAGGCCAUGACUCUCAGAGUUAAGAAAAUCUUGCACCACGAGAAGUCCAAGUACCAAGAUGUUUGCUUGAUCCUUUGGCACAACCAAGGCCCCAUUUAGGAUCGCAUGAAUUGACCCAUUCUAAAGGUCCUGAUAUUCGAGAGUACCGACUACGGCAACGUUCUUGUCUUGGACAAUGUCAUUCAAUGCACCGAGCGUGACGAGUUUGCGUGAGCAUACACCCUCCGUCUGCGCGUUGUAUAAUAGCCAGGGCUAAUGAUCUUGCCUGCCCAGCUACCAGGAGAUGAUCACUCAUCUUGCAAUGAACUCCCACCCCAACCCCAAGAAGGUUCUUGUCAUCGGCGGUGGUGAUGGUGGCGUCCUCCGUGAGGUAGUCAAACACGAUUGUGUUGAGGAGGCCAUUCUCUGCGAUAUCGACGAGGUAAAUCUCUUCAGGAAUGUCACUCGGAGCAGGCAAUGCUCACCUGUAUCACAGGCUGUUAUCCGCCUCUCCAAGCAAUACCUCCCCCAUAUGUCCAAGGGGCUUGAUCAUCCCAAGUCUAGGGUUCAUGUUGGAGACGGAUUCAAGUUCCUCGAGGACUACAAGAACGAAUUCGACGUCAUUAUUACUGACUCAUCGGACCCAGAGGGUCCAGCAGAGUCUCUCUUCCAGAAGCCUUACUUUGAGCUUCUGUUCGGAGCUUUGAAGGUAUAACAUCGGCAUACCAGUAUAUUACUGAUCGUAGGUUACUAACUACAGAUGACCGCGUUAACAGGAGGGUGGUGUGAUCACCACGCAAGGUUGUCGGUUCUCCUUUUUUAUUGCAAUGCAUUUCCCCCCUAUGGAAAAUGACUUGAAAGAGCGAGGGAGAGAUUGGAAGAACAGAAGUCUUUCCUAUUCUGCUGGAAAGCGUUCUCUGUGGCUUACUGUGAUGUGAUACCCUUCGCUACAGUGUCGAACACCUUCUCCUCAACCUCAUCCUGCGCUCGAAAUCUCGACUUCUUUUUUUUUUCCUUUUUUCACGCACCUCUCCAUCUCAUUCAUAUCCCCCCUCUGCUUUCCUCGGCCUACAAUGGUAACACAGCUGACCUCACUUUUUUUUCCUUUUGUUGCGACAGCCGAGAACCAGUGGCUUCACCUGCAGCUCAUUACCGACCUUAAAAAGUCGUGCCGCGAAGUCUUCCCGACUGUGGAAUACGCCUACACGACCAUUCCAACCUACCCAUCCGGCCAAAUUGGCUUCAUGGUUUGCUCUAAGGAUGCGAACAGGGAUGUCUCCAAGCCCCUCAGGACCGCAUCCGAUGAGGAGGAGCAGAAGAUGUACAGAUACUACAACAAGAGGAUCCACGAGGCAAGCUUUGUACUGCCCACUUUUGCGGCCACUGCGUUGAAAUAGGUGGAUGGGAGGCUUAGGAAAUAAAAUUUUGUGAUGAGGAUCAGUCUCAGACUAUGGGGGUUUCCUUCUUAUCCUGUUCUGGAGAGGUCAUAACCAUCACCUAGUAUUACAAACGC
Molecule: messenger RNA, 2987 nt
Organism: Tuber aestivum (summer truffle)
Lineage: Eukaryota; Fungi; Ascomycota; Pezizomycetes; Pezizales; Tuberaceae
Source: the annotation of a GenBank genome assembly